UUAGUGAUUUUUGAGUCGAACAAAAGUGACAGAUAGAGACGAGAAAAUUUGCAAACUUCACAGAAAUUUCUCACUGAAUUAACAUUAAAUCAAAGCGAACCCAGUUAAUUUGCAAACACAAAUGUUAACACCAUGCCGAAAUUGCAUGCGUCGUGGCCCCUUUUCAUUCUUACGUUAUUAGGAUUGGUGGCAAGAACCCGUUUAACCAUCUACGACGGCGGUCACGCAUUUAUCCCCAGCAGUCAUGACCGUUAUAUCAUGCAAGAUAUAUCUUCUAUGCAUGAGGAAUUAUCUUCUGAUAUUAGUUCAACAUUCAAUAAUUUGAAGUUAAAUUUAAGGUUUGAACCAGAAUUUUUGGAUUUUAAGCAAAGACCUUUAGGAGUACCCCAUGUGGAAAAAGUCAGGUUAAUAAAUGUUGAUAGAAAUAGAAGUGUUGAUAUGACUUCUAUUUCUGGAAGUACUGUUCAUUUUCAUAGUUCUUUUUUUGAAAAUAAGAAAAUUCCACCUAUGGGAAAUACAACGUUCAAUGUUGUGUUUCUUGGUCGAGAGGAAGGAUCUAUUGAAAGUAGUUUAUACAUUCACACUACAGAAGGUCAUCUAAAAUAUCGUGUAAAGGGGGCUAGUACUUAUAGUCCAUAUAGGUUAAGACCAAUCGUGGGAAUAAAACUUCCCAUCAAUACUUCGUUUGCACCACUCAUCUACAUGCACAACCCUCACACGGAACCUGUACAGAUUGUAGAAGUUUAUAGUAGCGGUGGUGAUUUUCACUUAGAACUACCCAGUGGUGAAUUAGAAGGUCCAAAAGAUCUCUGGGAAAUACCACCGCUUGAAACAAAAGCCAUUAUUCGAGUUAGUUUUCACGCAAGAUCUGAACAAAAUCAUACUGCCUACGUUCGAAUUAAAUUAAAUAAUACCGAUGAAAUUUUGGUCGUUCCAUUGGAAGUGGAGGUGACUUCUUCAGCUAGUUUCUUUCAUCCACAAGGAUCGGUCGAUUUUGGUAUUGGGGGUUCGUUGGAUCCAGCCAAGAAGUUGAAAUUAGUUUUGCAGAAUCCACUUAGGAAGCCCAUGAAGAUUCAUAGCAUAACGACCACAUCAAAAGCUAUUAAGAUUGAUUAUGAUAGAACGAAGCUAUCAGAUGCUAAAAUGACAACAGAUGAUUUAUUAGAAGUUGGAAUGUUGACUCUUGACUGGAAAACCGCGUUCGAUACAAAAGACUUUUCAGGACAAAUCGUUAUAAAAUAUAAAAACUCAAAAACGAAAACGAAAAUACCAUAUUACAUAACCAUCGUUGAAGGUGGUUUGUCGUUUAACACGUCCAUAACAAAGUAUUUCGUUAGAGAGAAAAUCACGAACUUAUCAGUUCGGAAAAUGGAAAUACGAAACGAAUUUCCGACCCCCGUCAGGUUGACCGACGUAGUUUUACCAAAAGAGGCUCAGACUUAUUUCCAAAUUUUAGAUUUUAAGUCGAUCGUGUUACAACCAAAGGAAGAGAAAGUUGUUUUCAAAUUAGUUUUAAAAUCAAACGUUUCGUUGGCCGAAGUUAAUCUAAAUUCGCACAUACUGCUUAGAACAAACGUUUCCGACGUGGAAAUACCACUUCUUACUUAUGACGGACAAUUGGAAAGGUAUUUGUCUUUCCGGAGUAAAGACAACUCUUUAGAUCUCGGUUUAAUUAGCAUAGAAAGUACAAAGGAAACCUACAUUUUGCUCUUAAAUAAAAACCCAGUUAGUGUUGUUAUUAAACAUUUAAGCACUUCUUUGCCGUCGAGCACUAUUAAUGUUGUUGGUUGUGAUAGAGGUGAUCCGAUGGAUGCACUUUUAAAAGAAAAUUUUAGGAAUUCUUCUAAAUGCGUUCGAUUACGAUCAAAUGAAUACACAAUUUUACGGUUAACAGUUCAUACAUCAACAAUUGAAGGUCAAAUAUGGGGCGACGUCUCCGUUCAAACGCAAUAUGAAAAAAUGUCGGUCCCAGUACACUUUAAAGUAGCCCAGGGAAAACUGGAUAUUGAGCCCGAUGUGCUCAUUUUCGAUCAAUGCUUUCCUGGUAAGAUUUGUACUCGACCGUUGAGAGUGCAUUCAACUUUCAAUGAUCCUAUGGUGAUUGAGGAUAUUUUAACGAUACCACCAGAUCCGAGGAUUACAAGCAAACAUAGUGGUCAUAUUAUGGGAAAGGCAACGAAGGUUAUUGGACAUUUAUUUUUGGAUCCAAAUAUUGAGUGUCAUCCUGAUUGUUAUUUAGGAAUACAAAAAGAAAAUACAGAUGAAUGGCUUCGAACAUUCUCCUUACCAAAAUCAUCCGCCGAAUUCGAUAUAAAUCUAGUCAACACGUUCUACAAUCGCUACCUGAAUUUCUCCUCCAACAAACACCACCGUUGGCAAAAUAUUACCAUGCGAUUGGACACUUCUGAAGUAAAAGGUCACGUGUUUCACUCUCGCGUUCACAUGACUUGGCCGAGUUUAAUUUCAAAUUCGGAGACUCCAACGCGAUCAAUAUGCCAAUUUCCUUUAACACAAGUUGGAAAUAUUUCUUAUCAAAAUCUAACUAUAACAAAUCCUUCGACUUUGAAUUUAAUAAUUCAAUUAGUUAUGGAUAAUGUUUAUCCGAACGCGGAAAGUUUAAAAGAUGCGUUAUCUUUUGAUUUUUUCUUGGGUGCUUCUUCGACGAUUAAACGAAAUAAAGCGUUCUUUUUCGCGGAAAAUUAUUCGGAAAUGCGGGAAAGUUUUAUAAAAACGAGUAAUACCAUUGUUAAUAGGCAUACUGUGCCGAUUUUACUUAAACCGGGAGAAAAUUUUACUGUUAAAGUUGGUUAUGUGGCAACGGAUGCUAUUUCAGAUUCUUCUUUUUUAUUUAUAAGAAAUAACUUGACCGUUAUCGAAGUGGUUCAUUUAAAAGCUCAAGGCGCUUAUCCAAGUUUUAAGUUUGGAAAUCGAAAGCCAGGCGCUUUACAACCGUUACUAUUCGAAUUAAAUGAAAAGCAUUUAAAAGAUUGCGAAAAAGAUAUAAAAAGCAAACGGUUUAUUUCGACGAAUUUAUCGAUUAAACGAACAUUUACGGCGCGAAAUACCGGCGAUAUUGUCGUUUUUAUAAACAAUUUUUUAAUAAACGGUUUAAGUUGUGAAGGGUAUGGUUUUAAAGUACUUAAUUGCGAACCAUUCGCCUUAAAACCAAAUUCAACAAAAAAAAUCGACAUUGAGUUCACGCCGGAUUUUACACUUUUAAAAAUAACUCGUCAACUUACUUUAGAAACAAGCUUAAAUCAGAACGUUAAUUACACUUUAGUAGCCACGGUUCCGCAAAUCUAUUUAAAUUUGUGCCCGAAAAUCGUGCCGAGACCUUCUUGGGAAGUUUACAUUUACAAUUCUUCGAUUUUGUCAAUGAUCGCGAUGUUAAUUUGCGUUUGCGUAGCGGCAUUAAUUGAAUCAGAAAGGAUUUUAAAAUCGGCAUUAAACGUCAUUUCGAGGCAUAAUCCGAAUCAAGGAACGUUAGAUUUAAGAUUAAUUGGGGCUCAAACUAAAGCGGAAAUAAGAAAUCCUAAAUUGGAGUUAGACGAUCAAAAAGAUGCUAAAAGAGAUAAAGUAGUGAGUGAAAAAAAUAAAGAUGAAUCGAAAAUGGCUGUUGAAGAAAAGUACACGGUUUUAAUACCAACAACGGGAAAAUCAAAGAAAAAAUUGGCUAAAACGAAAAGUAACGAUAUUUUAAAUGAUAUAACUGAUAAUAAAAAUAAAGAGAGUGUGACGAAAGAUAAAAUUGUUGAAAAAAUAGCUAAGAAAAAUGAGAUAAAAAUGACACGAGAAUUGAGAAAACUAAAAGAGAAAAAAGUUAAUAAUAAUUAUAAUAAAGAAAAGAAAUUUUUGGAGCCAACAGUUCAAACCUGCGAAGAAGAAACAUCUUCAACAACGACCGAAUCCAGUUGUAAUAAUGAGGAAAUUGAGAAACCACCACCAAAUAAGAUUUUAUUGGUUCGAAAACAUUCAAAAAAUGGAACUAAACACGACGAAGAACUUCACCAGAAAAUAUUCGAUAAAAAGAAAUUAAUACAAAAACAAUCCACCAAUAAAAAGGAAUUUAAAGAAAAUAUAAUAGAACUCCAAAAAGAACGGAAAGAAAAGAUAUUUAAAAAACCCAGCGAAAAAAUGAACAAUUUUAAACUGGAUAAUAGUACAAAUAUUAUAAAUAAUUCCCGGGUAAGUCCUUCAGUUAACGGAAAUCAUACUAACAAUGUUUGGGGAGAAAAUAAAGCAUCUUUUAGUGACGUCGUUUCGCGAAAUGAAACGCAAACAUUUUCCACAUUAAAUUCACCUACUCUUGUCCAAUCGAGCCCCACCAAUCCAAAACUGCAACCAAGUAAACCUACAGUUUACGUCGAACCUUACAAUAAAACCAACCAAAAUGUUGAGUUGGGACCGAUUGGUUCAAGAAAAGAUUAUUUUAAUGGGUCACCAACAUCAAAUUUAUUAUUGCAAGAAAGCCAAAUACAUCAUCAAAUUAACAACCAAAUAAAUCAAAUUAAUCAACUCCAACCAAACAAUAGUUUUUUUUCUGAUAUGGAUGUCAAUUAUUAUUCUUCGUUGGAUUUACAAUAUGGAACGGGUAUUCAAGAUCCAUGGUUGAGGCCUGGAGAUAAUGGAGUCAACGGAAACGGGGUGGGAUCAGCGUAUUGGGAUUCGAUUUUAAAUGGAGGAAACGUUGGUAGAGUUGAAGGCGGCGAGAUGAUGGGAAUGGGUGUGGAUUCGGUGGCGGUGGCAUCAUCCUCGUCGUCAACGUCAUCGUCGGCGGCGAUGUUACAGGAAUCGUGUUGGUCGUGGGGGUCACCCGUUUGGCAACCGUUGGGGACGGAUUUGUGUCGAGGACCAACGAGGACGCCUCCCGGGUUUGCACCACAACGAGAUGAUGAGCGUACAUCUCAAACCCAACAAAACAACUCACAAAUACGCCAGCAACAAGUACCCGAAAACAUUUAUGGUCCUUUCAGCGUGAACAUCUGGUCCCAUCAGCAACAGGCGAACCCCUGGACUUUUCCUCACAGUCAGUAACUUUCCUUUAGGUUUUUUUCCUUUUUUAAUUUUGUUUUAAUUUCCUUUUUAUUUUUCUUUUCUUUAAAUUUUAUUACUUUCACCUAACCUUUAUAAUAAUACAUACAGUAAUCCUUUGUAACUCCCAAAAUAUACAGUAAAGUACAAGGAAAAAUCCUAAAAAAUGUGUUCGUUCCUGUAUCUUAAUCCUCGCAUCGGUUAAUUAUUAAUGUUAUUGUUUUUUAGUGCCUUUUUUUUGCUUAGAGUCAUAUUUCCAAAGAGUCAAAAAUGAUGUAACUUUUGUUUGAUUAUAAUUAUUAAUUUGACGUUUCUUUUUUAUUUAAUUAUUAUUUGAUUUGUAUUUUUUGAUCAUUAUUUAAUUUUGUUUUAUCUUUGUCUUUAUAUCUUAAAAGAGCAUUAAUUUUAAUUUCAUUACCAUAUUGAUUCUUUGUAUCCAAAGCGCGUUAAAUAUUUAUUUAUACAAGAAGCCAUCAUAAACGAGUUUUUUUUUUAAUAUUUUUUUAUUUAUUUUCAUUUCUAUUUACAUUUCCCACAUCUCCUUUUCACCUGAAUUGUUGAAUUGUUUAUCUGAUUGUUAAAUAACCUAAAAGAAAAAUGUGUUUUGGAAAUGCAUAAGUGUACUUUUUCCCUUCUCAAAACGAACAGUUUAAAUAAAUGUCACUUUUCCAAACAAA
Onthophagus taurus is the source of this 5708-nucleotide messenger RNA. Lineage: Eukaryota; Metazoa; Arthropoda; Insecta; Coleoptera; Scarabaeidae. The record is from RefSeq and is a predicted model, not a curated record.